CAGCUCCACCUACAACUACAGCAGGAGAUCCAGCAGAAACUCCUACAAAAACUCCAGCAGCUCCAGAAACUCCAGAAGGAGAUUCAGAAGAAGGUCCAAAAGCCCCAGCUAAAUCUCCAGAAGCUCCAGAAAGAGUUGUGGAUAAUCAGAACUUCAGAUCUUCUUCAGCUGCUGUGGGUCAUGGCUCUGAUUUCUGCUUUCACUCCGGUGUUCGUGGCGGUUCUGUGCGGGAUUAUCGCUUUCUUCUUCUUCAGAACCAGCUGGAGAUCAGAGUCCUCCUCCGGGCAGAACCCGCCCAGAACCUCCGGAGAGUCCAGCAGACCCUGGGUGGACGAGGACCUGCAGGACGAUACUGAGAUCAGCGGCAAAGACAACGAGGAUGAUGAUUGGACGGUUUCAGAGACGGAGAACCUCCCCCACGUCCCGUACUCUCCCCCCCGUUACUCUGAGGAGGAGAUGAUGGAGAGAUCUCAGCAGUUCUUCACUCUGCUGAACCAGAGACGCUCCGUCCGCUUCAUCAGCCCUGAACCCGUCCCCAGAGACAUCAUCCACAACGUGAUACGAGCUGCAGGGACAGCUCCGAGUGGAGCUCACACUGAGCCGUGGACGUUUGUGGUGGUUGGAGAUUCAGAGACUAAACACAGAAUCCGGGAGAUCGUAGAGGAGGAGGAGGAGAUCAACUACAAACAGAGGAUGGGGGACAAAUGGGUCAACGACCUGCGCAGACUUCGGACUAACUGGGUGAAGGAGUAUCUGGAUACAGCUCCGUAUCUGAUCCUCGUCUUUAAGCAGACGUAUGGAGUUCUCCCCGACGGAAAGAAAAAGACCCACUACUACAACGAGAUCAGCGUCUCCAUCUCCUGCGGACUCCUGCUGGCCGCGCUGCAGAAUGUUGGGCUGGUUACCGUGACGACCACGCCUCUAAACUGCGGCCCCCAGCUCAGGCUCCUCCUCCGUCGCCCGGCCAACGAGAAGCUGCUGAUGCUACUGCCUGUGGGAUACCCGUCACCUGACGCUACGGUCCCUGACCUCACACGCAAACAGCUCGAUGACCUCAUGGUGUUUGUGUGAUGUCAUCAAGCUCCUGACCUGAAUGACCAAUCAAACAAGGACUUUUUUCAGCCACCGGCGCCACCUGCAGGCGCAGUUACACAGAGACUGUGUGGGCUUUAAUUAGCCAUUCAUGCAUUCUUGAUAAUAAAUAAGUGUAAUUCUCAUUGAUUAUGUACAUUUGAGUACAUAAUCAAGAGAAGAUACCUUUAUCAUAAUAUUGCUAGUAGUUUAGUCUACCUGAAGCUAAAUCUUUAAUGGCUGAUUGUUUUCUGUUGCUGUUUAUUUCUUCUAUAGCAACAUGCUACAAUAUAUACAAACUAUAUAUUAAUCUAGUUUGCUAUUAAUAUUGUACAGUAGCUGAAAUACCAUCGUUGGUAAAGAUUUGUAUUAUAUACAAUGUUAUAAUAAAUUUCAUUCAACAGUUGCUGAUA
Astyanax mexicanus (Mexican tetra) is the source of this 1484-nucleotide messenger RNA. RefSeq names its product iodotyrosine deiodinase (gene iyd). Gene Ontology annotation, molecular function: oxidoreductase activity. The transcript has 5 exons. Bases 181 to 1071 code for a protein of 296 amino acids. The record is from RefSeq and is a predicted model, not a curated record. NCBI's taxonomy places the organism in Eukaryota, Metazoa, Chordata, Actinopteri, Characiformes, Acestrorhamphidae.